Messenger RNA from Hymenoscyphus albidus, 3962 nucleotides. The record is from the annotation of a GenBank genome assembly. Lineage: Eukaryota; Fungi; Ascomycota; Leotiomycetes; Helotiales; Helotiaceae.
CGAAACCUAGAACUCCCAUACGAAGGCUAUACGACACCAACCACUGUCCGACGAACUACGCCCGACAUUCUACUACUGUCCUGCCAUCGCAGCAGAAUCAUGAACAAUGUUCAACCUGUCCAGCCUUGUGCAAAAGGCUCAAUCGUUCAUUGAUCCAACCCAAGCUCUGAAUAUCUCAGCAUCCGAUCGCAAUCCCGCCAAAUCCACCCUCUUCCGGCACCAGUUCCGACUGCCAGACUCCCAGACUCCUCUGCAAGAAAUCACCGCCGAGCUGACGAUAUCACCGCCAGUAGCAUACUCACCAAACGCCACACAGGGAGAGAAGGAUAAGGAUAGGGACCGGGGGUAUCAUUAUGCGGGAAAGCUGCACUUGAGCGAGUCUUACCUGUGCUUCUCAACCCAACCGACCAGCUUCCUACAGACGGCGAGCACCAGCACCUCUUCUGGAUUCACAGGACAAACACACGGAGCAGGGCCCGGUGGAAAUGGCUUCACCCUGCCACUAUGUGCUAUCCGGCGUGUUGAGCGGCUACAUAGCCAGAGCUAUCAGGUAUGCUGCUCGUUCGGCCCCUGUAGCUUUACCUGAUGCUAACCAAAGUGUUGUAGUUUGCUCUAGCAAUCACCACAUGGAACGGGCUGAAUGGAAAUGGCUCGAACGAAGCUUCGAAAACACCAGUGUUAGUACAAAAGAUCACAAUACAGCUUGCGGGCACGCGGCCGGCUUGCGAACGGUUCUGUGAUGGGCUAAAGAGGGGUCUGAAAUCGGGGGUAGGGGAGGUCGCCAAGCUGAAAAGAGUGGUCUCCGAAUGCUACUCGGAAUACCUGCUUCAGGGCGAUAGAAAGGAAGCCACUCCCCCAGACGCAGGACUCGGUAUGCUUUUUCGCUAUCCGGGUGACGCAAAGAAGUUACGGGAUAGAAGUAAGAUGAGGCUUUGGGGAGAAUACCUGCGAGAUUAUGGGCGCAAUGUAACUUUGAUCCGACAGCCUACUUUCCACAAGCUCAUUCGAGUUGGUCUGCCAAAUCGGCUGCGAGGAGAAAUAUGGGAACAAACCUCCGGAUCAUUAUUCCUACGCUUGGAGAACCCUCUCCUUUACCCAGACACUUUGAAGAAGUUUGAGGGCCGUGAUUCUCUUGCAAUUGAUGAAAUUGAGAAGGAUCUCAACCGAAGUCUUCCUGAAUAUCCCGGCUUCCAAAGCGAGGAAGGUAUUGGCCGAUUACGAAGAGUCCUCACAGCGUACAGCUGGACGAACGAGGAAGUCGGCUACUGCCAAGCUAUGAACAUUGUGGUUGCUGCGUUACUCAUAUACAUGUCUGAAGCCCAGGCGUUUUUCUUACUAUCAACACUAUGCGAUAGAUUACUUCCCGGGUACUAUUCAACAACUAUGUACGGCACAUUGCUCGACCAACGCGUUUUUGAAUCCCUGGUCGAGAAGACAAUGCCAAUUCUCUGGGACCACUUAAUGAAGCAUGAUGUUCAACUUUCUGUCGUUUCUCUGCCCUGGUUCCUGUCGCUGUACAUUAACUCCAUGCCUCUUGUCUUUGCAUUUCGCGUUCUAGAUGUUUUCUUUUUAGAAGGUCCCAAGGUCUUGUUCCAGGUUGGUUUGGCUAUUCUACGCAUCAACGGAGAGGAACUGUUAGAUGCUUCUGACGAUGGGGCGUUCAUCUCGGUCUUAAAGUCGUACUUUUCCAAACUCGACGAAUCAGCACACCCUAAAUCAGAAAAUGCCAAAUUGCGAGCAGUGACUCGCUUUCAAGAAUUGAUGGUAGUCGCAUUCAAGGAGUUUUCGGGCAUCACACAGAGCAGCAUUACCGAGCAACGAAAUAAGCAUAAGGACAGCGUCUUGAACAGUAUAGAAAGUUUUGCCAAGCGAACCUCGAUACGAAAUCUUGGGCCAGACAGCAAACGCUUAAGCGUUGAUGAACUUGGAGCGUUGUACGACCGUUUUUUCGGUGUUCUGUAUGAGCGUCAAAUGCGAAGCCAGAUGAUGCUUGAAGAGGCAGAACGAAAGGCGAAGGCGAGUAAGGCCAGAGCUAUGGAAAUAGUCCAAGGAUUAUCUGAGAAUCAGAUCAUCGAGAAAGGGCGAGUUGGCUUAGGGCCUAGUCCUACAUUGAUGGAUUAUGACGGAUUCAGGGAAUUUCUUUCUGGCAUGGCGAAAUGGGCAAUCACGGAUUCUCCAUCACCGUCUGAGAAGGACGGCCCAGACACCCCCAAGCACUCGUAUUUUGGUAACAGCAUAAAGCGAAGAGAUAUUUCUUUAUCUCCUUGGGGUUAUGGAAAUCCAGAACCGGCCGAUCACGAAUUCAUGCAGCGACUUUUCCGCCGCUGGGAUGUCGACUGCAAUUCGGCACUUACACUGCAGAACGUCGUUACAGGGCUCGCGCAAAUCAAAGGAAAAGGUGACAUCAUGGGUAGCAUUACAUACUUCUUUGAGCUUUAUGAUGACGACGGAGAUGGCAAGGUUGAUCGAGAAGGAAUUCUCCGGAUAUCAGAGGCACUCCUCUUUCUGUCACGUCGAGGAUUAGAAGGAUCAUUGACACCGUCAAGUUCAAUGGUAGGUAUGAGUGAAUACGAGGCCGGGAAUGGUGGUCAACCAAAUGAACUCCAAGGAAAUACCAACGAACGAUUUUUAAGCAGCGUUAGUGCUUUCAUCAGACGCUGCUUUGAGUAUGCAGACCCAGACCAUCCGCAAAAUAAAGAAGAGGAAGGAAAGUCUAGCGCCAAUGAAGAUGCUGACGAUGCCGCAUUUGGAAUUGGCGAGGAUAGUGAUGAAGAAGCAGAAGAUUUGCUUGACCUGGGUCCCACGUCGCCUAAGUCUCCUAAACGAGGAAAGAAGCCCAUUAGUCUUGGGAUUGUGUCACCCUCACCACAGAAGUCAGUGAACAGAGCAGCUGGACGAAGUGCCUCUGUAGCCCAGGCCGAGGCUGCGAAUGCAGCUCUUGAUCCAUCAAAACCACUUCACAUCACUUUGCCGACAUUCCGCAUGGUUGUAUUAGCAGACGAGAUCCUGGAACAAUUCUUCGAAUCCUCGUUCCCAGCCUCUUUCCGCCUCUCGGAUAAAAUGGCUGCUUCCGGUCCAGCCGCCCAAAACUCUUCGCUCACAACCUUCUCCAACAUGGGAUUCGGUCGUGCCGCUGCCGCCGUUGUCCCAGUCGGUGUUGGUGGAAGCACAGCAGGCGUUGUACCUCCAGGAAAAGGCCUACGUGGUGUACUCGAUAACAUCGUUACAGAUGGCAUGCGUGUCGCAGCCGAGGUCAAACGACGCAUGGACGAGGCACAAAAGGAAAUGGAGAAGAACGCAGUCCACAAACCUGCCCCUGUCGAUGAAGAAGAAGAGGAGGAAGUCGUCAUCGGACCUCGUGUGUCUGACGCUGACGCCGAGAGGAGAAGUGUAAGAUCCGAGGAUAGAGAUAUAUUGGAGGGUGCAGAUGCGGAGGUCAUAAGUAUUAGAGGCGCCGAGGGGGUGACCAAUGUCAAGGGCUCCUCACUUGCACCAGCUGAUGACGCUGGUCGUCGAGUGAGGAGUGUUAGUGGUGCAUCCACGCAGAGUAAGGUUGUGGAAUUUGAACGAUGACCUUUUGAGCGAUUGUUUUUUGCAUUGUUUUUCUCUCUGCCUAGACGAGAAUCAAAGGGGGGGUCUAUGGAAGGAACGGAUUUCCUUUUCUUUUUUUGUUGACUCACAUUGUAUUUUACGGUUGUUGAUCAUGUCGCUUUGUUUUGUUCGUUUCUUGAUUUUGAUAAGGGCGAUGGGAGAGGGAUGGUGCUUUGGGAGUUUCAGUUGAAUGGUGGGCGUCAGUUUGGGUUCUUUGGCUACCUUUUAGUGUGGUGGUUUGUGGGUUGUGUGUGGAUUUGUGGGUGUAGAAUCAUAGCAAUGGAAGAUACUAUUGCAUUGUGUCGAAGGGGAUUUUCCUGGUCUUUCUAUGAACUUCUUGUAUGUAAUUUGAAACUUGUUUGAGAUCAUCU